Messenger RNA from Kwoniella botswanensis, 435 nucleotides. RefSeq lists its product as uncharacterized. The transcript is spliced from 2 exons. The record is from RefSeq and is a predicted model, not a curated record. The coding region runs from base 1 to 435 and encodes 144 amino acids. Lineage: Eukaryota; Fungi; Basidiomycota; Tremellomycetes; Tremellales; Cryptococcaceae.
AUGUCUUCCUCGAAAUCGUCUACCUCAAAUUUUCCUUCAAGAUCUCUCCUAGAGCCCACCUCCACCUCGCCACCCACAUCAGCAUCGUCCAUGCCAAAUCCGCCCUCGCCCAAAGUGAAAGAGAGAAUCGCUCACGGCGAUUCGUCCCAGAACGAGGAGAAGAGAUGUAAACAUGAACCUUCAGCUCACGAUGAAAGUUUCGAAGACGCUGAGGUUGUCAAAGAUGAGAAAGCUGUCAAAACCCCAUCUAAUCCUAAGAACCAUCGCACUGAUGCAACGAAAAAGAUAGUAAAGGAACCAUUCCGUGAACGAGUGAAAAAGCCUCAAGGCGCAAGAAUAAACGUGAAACCUCUAUCAAAGGCAGAGAUCGAGAGAAGGAAGAAGAUUGCCGAACUCAUGAGAGCAAGGAAAGGAAGGUCGAAGAGCGACGAUUAG